AUGUUUAUUUAUAUUUCCCGACAGAAAAACAUAAACGUAUCGGUUCAUGAUUGCAUCGGCUCCGAGUGGGGACCCUGGUCAGCCUGCAACAAUAAGUGCGGCCGAGGAAUUCAGAAGCGGUCCAGGAAAAUCGAGCGGCCUGCGGAGAAUGGUGGCAAGGGAUGCAAUCCUCUUGUCCAGAGACGCUAUUGCUACAGCACGCAGUGUGAUAAACAUGAUCCCGAAAUAGCCCUCAGAGGUUCAACAGUUUGCGUAAAGUGUGAAACGACAGCAUUUAUACCAUCAUUGGACUAUCGAUGUCGAGGUGACGGGGGUACUGAGGGAAUGAUAACUCGGUGGAGUUUAUUUUCGGAGCCUUACUGUUACGGAAAAUGGCAGCGCACCGUAAAAACAGGAUCCGAGUGUGAUGCUUCUGUGUGCCAACCAAAACCCCAUUAUAUAUUUGUCUAA
This is a messenger RNA of Cotesia congregata, 450 nucleotides long. Lineage: Eukaryota; Metazoa; Arthropoda; Insecta; Hymenoptera; Braconidae. The record is from the annotation of a GenBank genome assembly.